GAAUUUAUGAUAGCAAAGCAUGGUUUGCUUAAAAACAAGCCUUGACUUUCACGGGAAGGCUUGAAAGAUUUUUCACUUGACUUGUCUCAUUCUUUAUCUGCUUUAAUUGCUGUACAAAGUUGGUUGUCAUCAUUUUUUUCAUAAGGUCAAGUGAAGUUUGUACUUUGGUUGAUUGUAUGCUCUUGGUUUCAUGGAUUUGUCAAGCACUUUCCAUGUGUUCUUUAUGUUUCUUAUGUUUCUUAUGUUGUACAAUGUUGCUUUUGCUAAGGAAUGUACAAAUAUUCCUACUGAGUUAUCAUCACAUAGUCUUAGGUAUCAGCUCCAAGUGUCCACUAACCAGACAUGGAAAGAUGAAAUGUUUUCGCAUUACCAUUUGACUCCCACCGACACUUCGGCUUGGGCUAGUUUGCUUCCCAGGAAGAUUUUCAAGGAGGAACAUAGAGAUAGUUGGAUGAUGUUGUAUAGGAAUAUCAAGAAUCCGGGUAAUUCCAAAGUGGCUGGGGAAUUUCUCAAGGAGGUUCCUUUGGAUAAUGUCAGGCUCGAUCCCAGUUCGAUACAUGGGCAGGCUCAACAGACUAAUUUGGAAUAUUUGUUGUUGUUGGAUGUGGAUAGUCUUGUUUGGAGCUUCAGGAAGAAUGCGGGAUUGCCAACUCCAGGUGAUGCUUAUGGAGGUUGGGAGGCCCCGAAUGUCGAGCUUCGAGGACAUUUCGUAGGACAUUACUUAAGUGCCACAGCACAAAUGUGGAGUGCCACUCACAAUGACACUUUGAAAGAGAAAAUGUCUGCAGUCAUUUCUGCUCUUUCUGACUGCCAAGAAAAAAUGGGAACUGGGUACCUUUCUGCAUUCCCUUCAGAGCAAUUUGACCGUUUUGAAGCUGUAAAACCUGUGUGGGCACCGUAUUACACCAUUCAUAAGAUAAUGGCAGGACUUUUGGAUCAGUAUUUAUUUGGUAAGAGUGCUCAAGCUUUGAAAAUGGUGACAUGGAUGGCUCAAUAUUUCUACGACCGUGUGCAAAAUGUGAUAUUAAAGUACACCAUUGAACAACACUAUCGAUCGCUGAACGAAGAAACAGGAGGCAUGAAUGAUGUUCUUUACAACUUGUACAGCGUAACUGGGGAUCCAAAACAUUUGCUGUUGGCUCAUCUUUUUGACAAACCCUGCUUUUUAGGACUCCUUGCAGUACAGGCUGAUGACAUAUCUGGUUUCCAUGCAAAUACACAUAUUCCAAUUGUUAUUGGUUCUCAAAGGAGAUAUGAAGUUACUGGUGAUCCACUUUAUAAGGAAAUAGGCAAAUUUUUCAUGGAUGUUGUAAAUACUUCACACAGCUAUGCAACUGGAGGGACAUCAGUAUCCGAGUUCUGGAGUGAACCAAAGCGUUUAGCAAGCACUCUGCAGACAGAAAAUGAGGAGUCUUGUACAACGUAUAACAUGCUUAAGGUCUCUCGCCACCUUUUCAAAUGGACCAAAGACAUGUCAUAUGCAGAUUAUUACGAGCGCGCACUCACUAAUGGUGUUUUGAGCAUCCAAAGAGGAAGGGAACCUGGAGUGAUGAUCUACAUGCUACCACUUGGACAUGGACAAUCAAAGGCCAGAAGCUAUCAUGGAUGGGGCACAAAGUUUGAUAGCUUCUGGUGUUGCUAUGGGACAGGAAUUGAGUCAUUUUCAAAGUUAGGAGAUUCAAUCUACUUCGAAGAGGAGGGAGAUGUUCCAGGGAUAUAUAUCAUCCAAUAUAUAUCAAGCUCGCUAGAUUGGAACUCUGGAAAGAUCUCUCUUGCUCAAAAAGUAGAGCCUGUUAAUUCAUGGGAUAAUCGCCUCCAUGUAAAGCUAUCAAUAUUGUCAAAGGAGGGUUCAGGUCGAAAAUCAACUUUAAAAUUAAGAAUACCACCAUGGACAUAUUCAAACGGUGCCAAGGCAGCACUGAAUGGCCAGGAACUGUCAUUGCCAGAUCCAGGUAACUUCCUACAGAUAUCCCGACAGUGGAACAUUAAUGAUGAAAUUGCUAUAGAGCUACCCAUUAGUAUCAGAACAGAAGCAAUUAAAGAUGAUAGGGCUGCUUAUGCUUCAGAUAGUGCCAUUUUGUAUGGUCCCUAUCUUCUUGUUGGUCUGAGCAGUGGCGAUAGGGAAAUCAAAACAGAAAAUUCUGUGUCGGACUGGAUUAGUCCUAUUCCAGCUGAAUACAACUCUCAUUUGAUUACACUGUCGCACGAAUCCACCAACACAGUCAUUGCUAAAUCAGACAAAUCAUUAAGAAUGGAGACAACACCUGAAUCCGGCUCAAAUCAUUCUAUCCAUGCCACAUUUAGAAUCAUCCCGAAAGAGUUAACUUCCUCAAAAACUUCAAGUAUAAAAGAUUUUAUUGGGAAAUUGGUCAUGUUAGAACCGUUUGAUCUUCCUGGGACAGUUGUAGCGCAUGGCAAAGAUGGAAGCCUCGGGAUAGAAGAUUUCUCCAGUAGUAGUGCCUCAGUUUUCCAUUUAGUAACUGGACUUGACGGGAGAAAAAAUUCAGUUUCCUUGGAGUCUGGCAGUCUGCGAGGCUGUUAUGUGUAUAGCGAUCCUGAACUGCUUGCUGAUGUGAAGCUUGAGUGUAUUUCUCGGUCUCGGGAUAGUUCAUACAAUGAGGGAGCCAGUUUCACAAUAAGUGAUGGAAUAAGCAAGUAUGAUCCCAUCAGCUUUGUUGCAAAAGGAAGGUCAAGAAACUUUGUUUUGCAACCAUUACAUUCCAUUAGAGAUGAGAACUAUGUUGUUUAUUUUGACAUUCAGUCUUAGAACUAUUGACUAGAUGGGAAUGAAGAGAGCUUCAACUGAUUCACAUUUUCAGCAUACGCUAAAUUCGUAGGCAAAGGCAAUUAUCCUUAAAUGUCCAUGCAUUGUUUGUGUUAAAAAAUUAAUAUAUUGUGAUAUUUCUGUUCUAUAAUUCACCAGAGAUUCAGAGCCUAA
Messenger RNA from Daucus carota subsp. sativus, 2938 nucleotides. RefSeq lists its product as uncharacterized. The record is from RefSeq and is a predicted model, not a curated record. Lineage: Eukaryota; Viridiplantae; Streptophyta; Magnoliopsida; Apiales; Apiaceae. The transcript has 12 exons. Gene Ontology annotation, biological process: L-arabinose metabolic process. Gene Ontology annotation, molecular function: alpha-L-arabinofuranosidase activity. The coding region runs from base 191 to 2767 and encodes 858 amino acids.